CACCGUUUCCGCGCCAACAUACGAAGCCACAACCUCUCACUUCUCCAACAUCUUCAAACACGCCCGCAACUCUCUUCUCCCACAACCCUGCGUCUCUCCCCCUACACCAGCCAUGGCGCGCGGGCGUCAAACAAAAGCUGUUGACACCGUCGGCAGCAAGCGAACCGGUACGAAGCGGGACCGCUACAACGGCGACGAAGCUAAAGCGAUAGCGAAACGCCCACGGCAGAUGAAGGAAUCCUUCCGAUUUCUCGAUCUACCAGGAGAGCUGCGGAAUCGAAUUUACCAAUACGCGUUCGACAUCUCCUACCGAAGCUUCCCCGCCAGCUCUUUCCGGAAGAAGCCCAAGCGCGGAGAAUCGCCCUUGCCAGCCAACACACCCCAGCCGAUCCCAUACCUAAGCCUCACACAAUCAUGCACGCAGAUCCGACGCGAGUUCCGACCAUGGUGGAUGGGCAGUCACAAGAUACCGCUGUGCGCGCUCGAUAACUAUCUCUCCGCGUUCUUCCCCUCCCGAUUGAAAGAGACCAAAGCGCACUUCGAAGCCAGCACCAACACGGCAGGCGAGCUGAGGAUAUUCCUUCGCCAGGACGACAUGCGCGGUCGGGACCUGCUCCGUCUCGUGAAGCACAAGCUGAGGUUCCCGGAUUACACCAUCGUCUUCCAGCAGCUGGCCGCUGUGAGCGAAGUUCGGGCGCGCGGCUUGGAGCAGCUGGUGAACAACCAACAUCCGACAUGGAAUCGCUGGAUCCGGAGGAACGACGUAGUCAGUCAGAUCCGAAUCGGGUUGUCCAGUCAACACUCUGCCGGUGACACCAUCACCGUCGUGAUGAAGGAAAAGCACGCCUUGCCUUGGAUGAAGCCAACUCUCAACCAGAUCGUUCCGAACGACUUUCCUCCGAGCAUUGGUCUGGACAAGGUCACCCACUGGCAGAUCAGUUUCGCGGUUGACUAUUCUUGAGCCGGAUACUUAGAAACGUAGCGGGACGGGCGAUCCGAUCAAUGUCUAGGUUAUGUUUCUCCUCUUCUCUCUGCAUCUUUGAAUAGGCUC
This is a messenger RNA of Trematosphaeria pertusa, 1051 nucleotides long. RefSeq lists its product as uncharacterized. Lineage: Eukaryota; Fungi; Ascomycota; Dothideomycetes; Pleosporales; Trematosphaeriaceae. The transcript is spliced from 3 exons. The coding region runs from base 113 to 961 and encodes 282 amino acids. The record is from RefSeq and is a predicted model, not a curated record. Gene Ontology annotation, molecular function: protein binding.